AUGAGAGCCUCCAACACGUUAUCGAUAAUCAGACCAGUCACUGGGUCCCUCUCAGGGAAGGUAAAUCUUCCCUGCUUCUUCUCCACCAUCCCGACCUCAGCACCUGUCAUCAGUCCCAAUGGAACAGCCAUGUAUAGCAGAGAUUACUUGCGGAUCAAAUGGACCAAAAUAGAGGGAAAUGUAGAAUCCACAGUGCUGGUGGCACAAAAUGGGGUCAUCAAGAUAGGUUCCAGCUACAGGAACCGUGUGUCAGUGCCCAGUCACCCUGAGGAUGUCGGUGACGCCUCACUGACGAUGGUCAAGCUGCGUGCCAGUGAUGCGGGCACGUAUCGCUGUGAGGUUAUGUAUGGCAUUGAAGACACCCAGGAUACAGUUAACCUAAAUGUCAACGGUGUUGUCUUUCACUACCGGGCAAGCACCAACAGGUACACACUGGACUACCAGAACGCUGUCAGAACCUGCCAAAAUAUUGGAGCCACCAUUGCUACAUACGACCAACUGAAAGCAGCCUAUGAGGAUGGCUUUGACCAAUGUGAUGCCGGCUGGAUUGCUGACCAGACAGUGAGGUACCCAAUUACAAAGCCAAGGAAUGGCUGCUAUGGCAACCUACAGACUAAACCUGGCAUUAGGUCAUAUGGAACCAGGAAACCAACAGAGACCUAUGAUGUAUACUGUUACGUAGAUAAACUUAAUGGUGAAGUGUACUAUGCUCCUGUUAGCCGUAAGAUGACUCUUGAGGAGGCCCGUGAAGAGUGCAAGAAGACGAAUGCGGUUUUGGCAACCCCUGGCCAGCUCCAUGCUGCCUGGCGACAAGGCCUGGACAGAUGCGACUAUGGCUGGCUCUCCGAUGGCAGUGUACGACAUCCUGUUGCAGUACCCAAAUUGCAGUGUGGGGGAGGUCUUCUCGGCGUCAGGACCAUGUAUCGCUACAGGAACCAGACUGGCUUCCCAGAACCAACUAAGAAGCUUGGGGCUUACUGUUUUAAAGGAGUUUACUCAUGUACAGAGGACAUUUGUCUGAAUGGAGGAUCUUGCUACAAAACUGGCAGCAUCCAUACCUGUAGCUGUGCUCCUGGUUACAGUGGUGAUCGCUGUGAGACAGAUAUUGAUGAGUGCCAGUCAAACCCUUGCCGUAAUGGAGGUACAUGUGUUGACGGGAUAGCUUCCUUCACAUGUGUUUGCCUCCCAAGCUACUCUGGGCUGUAUUGUGAGGAGGAUACAGAAGUAUGUGACUAUGGCUGGCAUAAAUUUCAGAGCCACUGCUACAAGUUCUUCCCCCACAGAAGAAACUGGGACACAGCAGAGAGAGAGUGCCGCAUGCAGGGGGCUCAUCUCACCAGCAUCCUCUCCCACGAGGAGCAACAGUUUGUCAAUCGUCUUGGACAGGACUACCAGUGGAUCGGCCUGAAUGAUAAGAUGUUUGACAGCGACUUCCGCUGGACUGACGGCAGCCCUAUGCAAUAUGAAAACUGGAGGCCCAACCAGCCUGACAGCUUCUUCUCAUCUGGCGAGGAUUGUGUAGUGAUGAUCUGGCAUGAGGACGGCCAGUGGAACGACGUUCCUUGCAACUAUCACCUCACUUUCACCUGCAAGAAGGGCACAGUGUCCUGUAGCCAGCCCCCUCUGGUGGAGAAUGCACGAACAUUUGGUAAGAAACGUGAGAGGUACGAGAUCAACUCGCUGGUGAGGUACCAGUGCCGGACAGGCUUUAUUCAGAGGCACGUCCCAACUAUCCGUUGUCGUGGGAAUGGACGAUGGGAUAUCCCUAAAAUCACCUGCAUGAACCCAUCAAGCUAUCAGAGGACCUUUAUCAGAAGACAUCAACACAACAGUCUCUACAGCAUCAACAACUUCCAAAGAUGGCCAGAUGAGGCCAUCCGCUUUCACCAUCAGCGCUUCCGGGGAAGGAGAGACAGGACUGAACAUAAGAAGAAGAGACAGUGAUUGCCGUGUAAUAGGGCACAUCUUACCCGAGACAAGAACACAUGGCUGAUGCUUGUGUAGAAAGAGGAAAAGCAUUCUCACAGGAAAAGCACAAGAGAAAACUCAUCAAAGAAACCAAGAGGACAAUCUGCAGUUUUCUUGCAUUUUGGAUGACGAUGGAAUCUCAUGCAGUGCCUUUUUAAAGAGAUGUUGACACAUGACUUUUCUUAUCAAGGGGCACUGUUUUAUAUCAAUGCCAAUGUGGAUAAAAUACUUUCAGCUGGCUACUGGAAAAAGCAAAAAAAUAUUCUCAUCAUUCUUUUUUAAACUGCGGACGUUUUGUCUUUGUCCUUAGCUUAUCAAACAAUACAACCAUGUGCUAUUUAAAAUCACCAUAAGUGUAUGCAUAGAAAAAAAGCUUUUGUGAGAUUAUAGCGCUUAUGUUAUGUAAAGGAAUCAAUUAUGUCGUCGUGCUGUUUUAAGCUGGACUUCAUUUUAAUGAACAUGCAUACAUAUAUGCAUAUAUAUUUAAGGCUUCAACCUUUAACUAUGUUUAUUCUUUAUCAAGAGGUUUGGCUUCUCAGAACACAAAUGGAAGCAUCAGUGGCAGUGAUUGAUAAUGCAAAGGACUCAUACAUUGGUAGAGUAUUAUUUCACAUGCAUAGAACUAUAAACUUUUAUAAAGACUCUAUCCUCAGUCUUCAAAUCUAAUCAGCAGAGAUACAAAUCAUAUUCUGAAACAUAGUGUCAUAGCUUUGCGAGUGGUAGUUAUUCAGAUUCCAGAUUAAUAAUACACCCAACUCUGGGGAAAUUGCACCAAAUUGCUCAGUUAACUGCUGGAGACCUUCUCUGUGGCGGCAGCUGUCAAAGCACCAAAUUACCACCUUUCAGUAUCUCCAGCCUUCACUGGAUGUCAUUGAUGUCUUGUCAAGAUAAAUUUCUAUUGAUAGAUUUCUAUAGAGAGAUUUUUUUUUUUUUAAACUUACUGAUAUUUCCUUUGAUUCUUUGCGAUUUAUUAUGAGAGAUCAAUCUCUAAGUACCUAUUGACAAAGCCUUUAUCCACUGAUGGAAAUCAAUGUCCAUCAUCUGCUUUAAAAUGAAAGAAGGGAAGUGUGGCUCAAGUAACUUGUAUUUUCUGCUCAUGUGUGUUCAGUGCAUAACUUACAAUUAGUUGCUACAGCAUGUUUACAAUAAUUUUAAUGCUGUUCAUAAUCAUACACCAAAGAGUCUGGCUCUCAUCUGUUGCUGAUGUCUAGCUUACAAUUGGUCUUUUUCUUUUCUUCUGCACACUUUAACUUUUCUGUCAUUGUGGUCAAUUGAAAUCAGCCACUGAGAGAAUGUAUUUUGUGAGACACUCAAAAAGACUUGAACGUAAUGGCUUUUUAGGCAGAAACACGUUGAAUUUAUUUUCGAGCUGCUCUUGAUCUCCUUAGUGACAGGUAAAAUGCGAUGCUGUCACGUAGCCCAGCAGUGCUUUUCAUAUAUUUUUAUUGUACAUUCAACAGGAGACCAGCCACAAUCACAGACUGUCUAAAUGGGAUGCACUGAGGAUGAAACAUUUCCAAACAAUAUGAUGGAUUUAUACGUCUUUUUACAUCUUCAAUGCCAACAGUGGACCAAAGAAUAAGGAGGGCCCCAUCGGCUGCAAUAAUGUUGUUCUGUAAUAUUAACAAAAUAUUUGUACAUGUGGAUGGUUAUGUGUGUCUCCAGCCAUUUUUUUUUAAAUGGAGAAAUGUUUUGUUUUGUCUGCCUGUGAAUGUCUGUGUGUGUGUG
Seriola dumerili (greater amberjack) is the source of this 3696-nucleotide messenger RNA. RefSeq names its product versican core protein-like. Lineage: Eukaryota; Metazoa; Chordata; Actinopteri; Carangiformes; Carangidae. The transcript has 12 exons. Bases 1 to 1944 code for a protein of 647 amino acids. Gene Ontology annotation, molecular function: calcium ion binding; hyaluronic acid binding. Gene Ontology annotation, biological process: cell adhesion. The record is from RefSeq and is a predicted model, not a curated record.